AAUAUCCUGUUCCUUCAUAUUUCGGAACAAUUGUUGGUGAGAUGAGCGAAAGCCCACGGCUCGGUAAAAGCCUGCUUUCUGUUUAGACGUCCGCCGGGGACAAUUAAACCGCAACGGUUAACGGCUGUUGCCACCGUGCUCCGCAUGUGACCGAGCGGAGAGGGAGGGGCGGGCUGUCUCGUGUAUUGUACCGUGGAACACAGAGUUCUAGUCACCGUAGCUGGGCAACAGCAGCAGCGACGACGACGGACACACCGAGAGAACGCAGACGAUAGAACGCUUCGAGCUCGUAAACCGACAGCGUUCAACACCACAACAACAACAACAACAAAUACAGCAGGAGAGAAGAUGAGCACCAAGAGGAAGGCAGAGAGUCACUCAAGGGCAGCAAACAGACCACGCACCAUGAAGUCUGCAGGCUCCCGGGCUGAUUCAGAGAGAGACUCCGGGUUCUCAGAUGCAAGCUCGGAGCACAUGGGCACAGUGGACAGGACAGACUCUGAGGAUUCACCCCGCCCUGUUGUACAGACGGGACCACAGACUUCUGGCUCGGGCCCUCAGCCCUCCCAGCUGGCUGUGGUGGGAGGCUCCUACUCCAACCUCUCUCCCAUGAUCAUCAUGAACAACGUCCUCCUCAAGCAGCCUGGAGAUAAUCCUCCUGCUCUGAAGCCCUGGGGCUUUAGUCCAACAGUGGAGGUAGUCCAGCAGCCUCAGGUAGUCUUCCUCCAGCCUGUGGUCUCUCGUCAAGCUUCCUCUGCCUCCAAAGAGGCCUCUUCCAGACACAGACGCACUAAGAAGUAUCUUCCAAUCCUGAAAUCUUACCCUAAGAUUGCUCCACAUCCUGGAGACAGCUCCAGUUCCUCAGGUAGAGGAACUGCUUCCUCAUCCUCCUCAUCCUCUUCUUCAGGAUCAGAGAGAGGCAGCAGUUUGACAUCAAACCACCGUCAGAGAGAGAGGCAGCAGAGAAGUCAAUGUGGCGGUGCCAGUAACUCUGGCUCAUCCACUCCCAGUCUUCCUGCUAGCCCCAGCAUGUCUCCUCUGCUCCAGAGCCGACUUUCUCUCCACACAGCAGAAGCCAGUGUCAGCAGGAGCCCUGCCAGGGAGAGGCCUUCAUCAUCUGUCAGCCAGUCAGAGUUCACCACCUCCCUGUCCUUCACUCACACCACUGGCUUAAGGAACGAGACGCUCCCUGUUCCCCGGGGGGCCACCCAAGAGAGCAGCUCACCAGAAGAACAUAACCACAGUGAUAGUGACGCUGAUACAAAGAGGAAGCGCUUCUGCAACACUUACAACAUCCUGAGCAAAUCCGGCCUGCUGGACAUUGCACUCCGCACCAAGGAGCUCCACCGGCAGAACCGAAGAGUCCAGAACGACAUAGACCAGCUAAAAGAACACACGGACCUCUUCCUGCAGGCUCUGCGUAGCGGUGACACCAGCAUCUGUGUUAAGCUACAGGCCAGCUUUCAGGAGGAAGACAGAGAGAAAGAGAGAACUGCUCCGGCCAGCUUAAAGGCAGAUUAGACCGAGACUAGUGCUAGACAGUAAUCCUUUAGACUGAGAUGGGGAAAGGAGGGCCAGAGUUGGGGCGGUUGGAGCAUACAGAGACAGAUGGACCGAAAGUAACAUGCUCCACACAAUACACACCCACCCCCAGACGCUCUCACACAGACAGUGUGCUGUGGCCUACAUUUUGGCUGCCGGCUGCCUUAGGGCUCUGACACACCAACCCAACCUCUGCAGUUUAGUGCAGAUGAAGACUUUUUGUUGCUUUGUGUCUUCUGCUAAGAAGUUUCACGUGAACUCAUUGUUAGACUAAAGCUGGAGGCCAGUUGACCGUCACACCUGCACAUAACAUAUGCUCUGUGUUAGAGGAAAAGUUUUAGUCAGUGGUCUGUGUUUGUAAACCAGGAGAUAUCAAAGAAAGACACUCUUUGUACACUCAAUUAUGAAUUGAGAAUUUGUUUCAAUGGACAUUGUACACUUUGCUUUGCUGCCCCUUGAAUGUUGUCAACUUGUGGGAAAAGAAAAAAUGGACUAAAUGCACUAAUUUGGUAAUGUGCCAGUCAGAGAGCGUUCAAAUGGCCACAGAUGAGGUCUGAUGUGCCAUCAGGAAGACCUGCUGCAAAAACAAUUGCCGAUGGUCAGCCACACACUUACAGCGCUGCCCAGUCACCAGCUGUCUGCUCUGUGUGUCGGGGACCUAAGGUCAAACGGGGCCAGUACCAAAGCUCACUGUUCUGCCAUAUUGAGCCUGACUAAAUCUUUCCACUGAAACUGCUACUCUGCUGCACAGAAAUCUUUUGCUCUUGGCAAUCAAGACCCAAAAUACCUGAGAGAUUUGGAUCUAAAGGCAUGAAGGGAUGAACAAAUACAAAAAAGUUUUUCUUACUAAAAGCACAAUACAGGCUCUGAAAGUACUUUAAUCUAAAACUGGAAAAUAUUGAGUAUACGUACUCAUUCUGAAAGCAGAAUGUCACUACAUGAAUUUAACCAGGCUGACAUUUCUCUUGUUUUUAAUCAUUCAUGGCACUGACGUUAACAGACAUCCAGCUAACAGUCAAAGUGUGUACGUAAUCUAAAUAGUUUUAUGCAGCAGUUAUGUCACAUCCGUGAUUAUGACAGGCUUAAGGAAAUGUUCUCAUGUCACAGUGAAUGCGUCCGGGGCCUCUUGCCAGUCAGGAUCUUUAAAUAGACAAACGUGCCUGAAGUGUCUUUUUAGUUCCUGCUGUAUUUUAAAACUUGAUGUUAAAGAUUUGGCACAGCCUGUUGACGGUUUCAAGUUUAGCAUUCCCAUCAUGUUGAUGGCAGCUAUAAUACAGUACAGACUGGCUACAAGUCAAACUCUUAACAGCCAUUUAGAGAUGCUUCCCUGACAACAUCCCAGGGUUGGUGAAGAGUGCUUCCUAUUCUCUAUUCAUAUUUAUCAGUGACUUGUGUUCUAUAAUUUGUUUUUCUGUAUUUUUUAUACCCAUUUAUGUAAUUUAAUGUGGAAAUAUGAUCUAACUUAUGUGCAGUUUUUCUGUUUUAAGUUCCUUUUUAUUUUUCGUCUGUAUGAAAUAUUCAUUGUGUCCACCUUUUUUUUGAGACUAUCAAGUAAGAUCUCUUGAUAAAGACCAGUUGUUGCAACUUUGACCCUCAAAUCCAGAUUUUUGGUCAGAUUAUUAAUUUUUUGGAUGCUUAUAAAUUAUGGCCUUAUUGUCUAAACCCAGUGUAUGUCACAGAACUUUGCAUUUGCACUAAAACGAUCAGAGAGUAGCUCUGAAGCAAUUGCUGGGCAGAAUUUAAUGGCAGCUAAGGUAGUUUUUGUUUAGGUUAAAGUACAUAAAGUGCAUUGUGAGGCAACAGAAACACACUACCAGUGUAAACAUACUGUUCCUUUAGAACAGCCUACAACAUUUACAUUGACAGAUUGUUUUACUACUAGCAGUUUUGUCUGUAUUAAAACCCAUUUUUGCAUAUUUUGUCUUUACCUACACAAUAAUAUUUAGUGUGAUGAUGAUGAUGUACUCGCUGUACUUAUGUUGACCUUAAAAUGGCUCAUGAGGAACAUCUCAAUCAUGGGGUCAUUUACUACUUUAGCAGUCUUAUCCCAUGUGAACACGAUUCAGUUGAGUUUAAAAAAGGGUUUGGGUCAUGUAUUCUGUGACAACCUUUAUGAAUGAAUUGUGGGUGUUUUGGAAAUAACAUCACUUUUUGUUAAAUAUCUCAGCUUUAUGGUAGGUUCACUUUCAGCUUUUAUGUUGUUAACAGAACAGUAGUGUCAGUCAGUGGACAUUUUGACUCAUUUGAUGUGUGUUUAGGGUUAUUGUCACAUUGCACCUGAGGCAGUCAGCUCGGAACAUUUUAGUUUGUUUCUGUCUUCCAGCUAUAAUGAAUAGUUCAAGCUAAUGAGUGCAGCCAGACAGACUCACACGAGUUUCCUGCAGUAUUCAGUAGAUGAUGUCACAGUGACAUUUUAGAACUUUCUAUCAUCAAGUAAACAUGCUGAAUGGGCCAUUUUUAAUCCCACAAUUCAUUAUAAAAGAAGCUAAAUGUGUCUUCUGUGUUUGUGUGAUGCAAGUUGCAGAAAUAUUUAAGACUCUUUACACUCGAACAAUAGUGUAAACUUAAUGACAAAGUUAUAAAAGCCAGUUAUCUUAUUGCAAAAUUAUUUUCCAUCCACUUGCGCUAUUGUCGCUCUAAUAGAUCAGUAAUUAGUUUUAAUACCACAUGUCCUUAAUGAAGGCCUUAUUAAGACACUCGAGGACAGCAGCAACACUGCGGACACUAUUUUAGUCGUUGCCUUGGUCAAAAACAAAUACCAAUCUGUCUCAACUCUGUUUACAGAGUGGAGACUCUACCACUGCAAAUAUUCCUUCUUUAUUUCUUUAACUAGCACAUUUACCCAAACUUUAAAUGUCUACAAUGAUUACAGAAUUCAUUUUAGGAGUUUGGUAGACCUGAAUGUUGAUAUUGUUCUUAACGGGUCACUGUAGAGUCUGAAAUGCUUAAAAAUAGUUUAAUAGCCUGCAGAUAAAAUUAGAUCAUGCUGUUCUGAUACUGUUUCACAUUCAGUGGAAUACAUAGUGGUACUGAAACAUCAAAUGGGUCAAUGAUGUUUUGGCUGAUAAUAGCAAAACAACACUGGUCACGUCCCUCUUUCACCAUAUUAGGUUUAUUUAUUACAGACCGCUUACCAUCAGCUCACAGUAAUCUGAAGUUUAUUUUUGUUUACAUGGAUCCACACUGCUGUGGUUACACUUGUCAAUGUUAUUGACUGGACUGAAUCAAACUAUAUGUCUCCGGUGCCGCUACUCUAUGUGCUGUCGAUGUGUCGAUUGUCAUUGCUGUCGUCUUAGGUGACCGCAAUUUUCUGUUUCAACUUUCAAAAAAAAAAAAAGUUGAUUGAAAAAGGGUCAUGGCUGUUUUUUUGUACAGUAGGACACCUUUGAUUUAUAACACUGGAUUUUGAGUUUUCCAUCUAAAUGUUGGCAGCUUUGUUUCCUCAGUGCAUUUCAGUCUGCCGUCUUUCAUUUUAAAUAUGCUGAAAAUGUUUGUGAAAAGGAUCGUGGUUGUUUUAUCAAAUAGUUUCAGUAGUACACCAGCAGCAGUGAUGGACACAAUGAUGAUUACCACAAAUAAUCCCUGUAGUAGAAUUAGGCAGACUGAAUGUAAUGUGGCUCGCUGGCAAUCUUUUUUCUAUUCAAAAAAAUGUAAAUGCAAUUGCUGAAAUCUUUAAUGGGACUUUACCAAAACAUGAGUUUCAUGUCUCACUGUUUUAAACAUCUGGAUGUGGAACUUGGAUAUCUUAGAUAAUGAUACGUCAGCUAUACCAAUCAAAGAUCAGUAGACUAAGAUUUACAGAGGGGUUGAUGUAACAUGCUUUAGGGCUCUUUUUGUACAUUUUCAAUUAGAGACUCAUUGCUUGUGUAAUAAAUGUGAUUCCAAAAAAA
Messenger RNA from Morone saxatilis (striped sea-bass), 5432 nucleotides. RefSeq names its product CLOCK-interacting pacemaker b (gene cipcb). The transcript has 4 exons. Gene Ontology annotation, cellular component: nucleus. Gene Ontology annotation, biological process: negative regulation of DNA-templated transcription; negative regulation of circadian rhythm. Lineage: Eukaryota; Metazoa; Chordata; Actinopteri; Moronidae. The record is from RefSeq and is a predicted model, not a curated record. Bases 349 to 1521 code for a protein of 390 amino acids.